Messenger RNA from Esox lucius (northern pike), 1856 nucleotides. It is a transcript of the gene sf3a3, whose product is annotated as splicing factor 3a, subunit 3. The record is from RefSeq and is a predicted model, not a curated record. The transcript has 15 exons. Gene Ontology annotation, cellular component: spliceosomal complex; nucleus. The coding region runs from base 127 to 1632 and encodes 501 amino acids. Lineage: Eukaryota; Metazoa; Chordata; Actinopteri; Esociformes; Esocidae. Gene Ontology annotation, biological process: mRNA splicing, via spliceosome. Gene Ontology annotation, molecular function: zinc ion binding; RNA binding.
UAAACGGUGAAACGCGUCGUACGCAACAUGCGCCAUUGAAAAUAAACGACAAAGCUAGCCGAAGUUUCACGGCAUUUCUUGUAGAAACUCGUGUAGUUUCUGUAAUUUGUUUAUCUGUAAAUAACAAUGGAGACAAUUUUAGAGCAACAGCGUCGCUAUCAUGAGGAGAAAGAAAGGCUCUUGGAUGCUAAAACAAAGGAAAUGAUGCAUAAGAAAACCACUUUACGCGAACAAAUUAACUCAGACCAUCGAACAAGAGCAAUGUUGGAUAGAUACAUGGAAGUAAGCGCAACUAUCAGAGACGCAUAUGAGGACAAAGAUGGGAUGAGGAAAGAUGAGCUGACUGCAAUCUCAGGCCCCAAUGAGUUUGCAGAAUUCUACAACCGACUGAAACAGAUCAAGGAAUUUCACCGGAAGCAUCCUAAUGAGAUCUGUGUGCCCAUGUCCGUGGAGUUUGACGAACUGGUUAAGGCUAGAGAGAACCCAACUGAAGAGUCGCAGAACAUGGUGGAGUUUAGUGAUGAGGAGGCGUAUGGACGCUACCUGGAUCUUCAUGACUGUUAUCUGAAGUUCAUCAACCUCAAAGGGGCAGAGAAACUUGAGUACAUCAGCUACCUGGCCUCGUUUGACCAGCUGUUUGAUAUCCCCAAGGACAGAAAGAACGCUGAAUACAAAAAGUACUUAGAGAUGUUACUGGAAUACCUUCAGGACUACACAGAGAGAGUCAAACCUCUGCUAGACCAAAAUGAUCUUUACGGCAAGAUCCUGGUGGAUUUUGAGAAGAAGUGGGAGAUUGGGACUUUCCCUGGCUGGCCAAAAGAGACAAGCAGUGCUUUGACUCAUGCCGGAGCUCAUCUGGACCUUUCUGCUUUCUCCUCUUGGGAGGAGUUGGCUUCCCUGGGUCUGGACAGGUUGAAGUCAGCCCUUAUGGCGUUGGGCCUGAAAUGUGGAGGAACCCUGGAGGAGAGAGCUCAGAGGCUGUUUAGCACCAAAGGCAAAUCCCUGGAAUUGCUGGAUCCCUCCCUGUUUGCAAAGAACCCCAAGUCUAAGGGACCCAAGAAAGACACGGAGCGCAACAAAGAAAUUGCCUUUCUGGAGUCUCAGGUUUAUGAGUAUGUGGAAAUCCUCGGGGAGCAGAGGCAGUUGACCCAUGAGAACGUCCAGAGGAAGCAGGCCCGGACAGGAGAAGAGAGGGAGGAGGAAGAGGAGGAGCAGCUCAGUGAGAGUGAGAGCGAAGAUGAGGACAAUGAGAUCAUCUACAACCCUAAGAACCUGCCCCUUGGCUGGGAUGGAAAGCCCAUUCCAUACUGGCUGUAUAAACUCCAUGGCCUGAACAUCAACUACAACUGUGAGAUCUGUGGGAACUACACAUAUAGAGGACCCAAAGCUUUCCAGCGCCACUUUGCAGAGUGGCGUCAUGCCCACGGCAUGCGCUGUCUGGGAAUCCCCAACACGGCUCACUUUGCCAACGUCACCCAGAUCGAAGACGCAGUCUCUCUGUGGUCCAAGCUAAAGUCCCAGAAAGCAUCAGAGCGGUGGCAACCAGAUACCGAGGAGGAGUAUGAGGACUCCAGUGGAAACGUCGUCAACAAGAAGACCUAUGAGGACCUGAAGAGACAGGGUCUGCUGUAGAGAGACCAGAGGGGAAGACUGAAAACCUGAAAGCAAAAAAAAACGUCUGAAGAGAGACCAUACCCAGUGAUAUAGUUUGAUUUGAACUGUGACCUUCAUUUACACAUUAACUGUUGUAAGUUUUAUUGUAAGUUGUAAUGUUGUUUUUAUUCAUUCCUCUAUUUGAUUAGCAUUUUGAAAUGGCGCAGCCAGUGAUUCUAAUAAAUUUUGAGUAGUAUUUGUCA